Messenger RNA from Rhododendron vialii, 744 nucleotides. RefSeq names its product ABSCISIC ACID-INSENSITIVE 5-like protein 4. The record is from RefSeq and is a predicted model, not a curated record. The coding region runs from base 1 to 744 and encodes 247 amino acids. Gene Ontology annotation, biological process: positive regulation of DNA-templated transcription. NCBI's taxonomy places the organism in Eukaryota, Viridiplantae, Streptophyta, Magnoliopsida, Ericales, Ericaceae. The transcript has 3 exons. Gene Ontology annotation, molecular function: DNA-binding transcription factor activity. Gene Ontology annotation, cellular component: nucleus.
AUGGGCCAGGGGUCCAAUAUUCCUGUUUUGGCUAACCUUACAUUUGAUGAAGUUCACAGUCAACUGGGAAAUUCAAACAAGCCAUUGAAUUGUAUGAACUUAGAUGAAUUGGUCAAAAAUUUUCUCUCUCCUGAUGAAGAAUAUCAAUCCAUCAAAAACCUAGCAUCAUCUUUUUCUUAUUCUUCGACAUCGUCGUCAUCAUCAUUAGUCUUUCGGGGGAACUUCAAUUUGAAUGGGACACAUAGUAGAAAAACCGGGGAUGAGGUCUGGGGGGAAAUUAUUCACGACGAAAGUGUCUUAAAUCCUCAGCUGUUGAGGGCAGUUGCUCCAACGGUUGUGGUGGCUGCACAACAGGAAGACUGGUUUAAGUUACCAAUGCAAUCAGUGGAUUUGAAUUUCCAGGUGGGAAUUGAGAAUCGACCUCUGGAAUCACCAAUGCCAAUUGUGCCACGAUUUUCGUUGGAUUCUCAGGUGGGUUUUCUAAACAAAUGCUCAUUUAAAGAUGAGAAGAUGGAGAAGACCAUUGAGAGGAGGCAGGAAAGGAUGAUGAAGAAUCGCGAGUCGGCUGCUAGAUCAAGGGCAAGGAAGCAGGCUCACACCAAUCAAUUGGAGCACAUGGUGUCUCUCUUGAGGAGAACAAACAAUUGGCUCAAAAAGAAGAAGGAAAUCAACAAGUUAUUGUCUUCACAUUCAACUUCCAAGCCCAGAUUCCAGCUGCGACGAACAAGCUCCUCACUAUUCUAG